GGCUUCUGAUAUCUGGCGUCAAGUGGCCCGAGACGAGAGAGUACUAUACCGGUGGAGGCAGGACCCGGCAGUUUGGACGCGGUGGCCUCUUCGCUCUCGCUUGAAGGGGACUGGUCGGCUUGGACUUCGAGAUGAACCUCCGAGCGUUGUCCUGCUGGUUGGCCGUGGCUGUGUGCGCGACCUCCACGGGCGUCGCGGGCGGGGUGGGCGCCGUCGUCGAGGACUUGCCCCCUCCAGAGAAGUCCUACAGAAUCCUCAUGCUCCUCCCGAUAUCCUGCAGCAGCGACGUGGAGGUCUUCAUGUCCUAUGCAGAGGCUUUGGCUUAUCGCGGCCACAGGAUAGUGAUGCUGGUCAACCAACCACCGGAAAGGAAAAAUUACAACGUUUUUCAGCUGUUUCACGAACUCGACCACUUUCGCCAUGAUCAGCUGGACGCGUUCGAAUCCCCUGAUGGCGUCUUAGACUUGGCUUCCCGCGAUAAACUUGUCUCCUUCACCAGGGAGUUCUAUAAGCAGCGUGAGGUGAAGACGCUCUAUCAGAUGAGGAAGAAAUUUGAUCUUAUCGUUGUUCAUCAGAUGUUGAGUGAGGUAGUUUAUCCAUUCCUUCACGAAAUGCCCUUUAUCACUUUCUCGACGUCUGGGAUCGACCCUCAGCAGAGUGCCACGCUCGGAAACGUUUUGAAUCCUGCCUUGGACACGGAGCCUCUUCUUCAGCCGCUCGACGCCCUGAAACGUUUCCAGAGAACGUUGGCGGACGGUCUCCGCCUCUGGUAUCGGAAGUACUGGACUGUGGUACCUGCUGUCCAAAAGGAGAUCGCGGCGCUGUUCCCACGCCUCCCUCCUCUCCUCGACCUCGAACGAAACCAGAGCCUCGCCCUCGUGAACUCCCACUUCAGCUUGGGUUCCUCGCUUCCACUUCUCCCCUCGCAGGUGGAAGUGGGGGGCAUCCACUGCAGACCCGGGCAGCCCCUUGAUGAGGACUGGGACUCGUGGAUCUCUGGCGCUGGAGAAGCCGGCGUGAUCUACCUCAGUCUGGGCUCCGUCGGGCGAGCGACUUCCCUGCCCUCCAAGUACCGCCAAGUAUUAACUCGGGCGCUUGGGAAGUUGGAGCAGCGGGUCGUCUGGAAGUACAAGGGCGAGGUGGAGGAGGACCUGCCGGACAAUGUGCUGGUCAGGGAGUGGGUUCCACAGCAAGAUAUACUGGGUGAGGGAGGCGGUGGCUCACCCACGUGUCAGAGCCUUCGCCAACCUCGGCGACUUCCUCAGUCUUCAGGAAGCCGUCUGUCUGUCACUCUAAAGCCCGUCCUCGCCCUUCCUAUUUCGACCCAGCAGACGAAGGGCGCGGCCGUCGUCAGGAACACCGGCCUGGGACUGUCCCUGGCGUGGGAGGAACUCACCGAAGACCUUCUGGUGAGGACGCUGAGAGAGGUGGUCGAGAACCCGAGAUACCAGAAAACGGCUUCUGAAACAGCCUCGGCACUGCACGACCGACUCCACACGCCCCUGGACCUCGCCGUGUUCUGGACCGAGUACGUGGUCCGGCAGGAGGGCGCCCCCAGGCUCAGGAGUCCCGCAGCCGCCCUCUCGUGGGUGGAAUUCCUCAUGCUCGAUGUCCUGGCCGCCCUACACCUGGCCCUCGUCCUCGCCUUCGUGGUGUUGAAGCGACUGGCACGGUUCAUUUCUCGCCUGCUGUGUGGAAGUGAGAAGCUGAAAACGGAAUAGACUUGCUUCGUCCCAUGAUGCGGUUAAUAAGGAGGAGGCUUUUAUAUACUUUGAUAAACCAGAUACGUCGAUAUAUUCCUCUUAAUGCCCGAUAACCGAAAGAUUGGGAGUGGGAGAUUACAAUAAGAUAGAAAGAUACAACCCAAGAUAAAGAGUGAUAGACAAGAUUCAUCUGUAAUCGUUAUUAUCUAUAAAUUCAUAAGUACUAUUCAAUC
Penaeus vannamei (Pacific white shrimp) is the source of this 1936-nucleotide messenger RNA. Lineage: Eukaryota; Metazoa; Arthropoda; Malacostraca; Decapoda; Penaeidae. The record is from RefSeq and is a predicted model, not a curated record.